CAAGCGGGGGGAAAUAUUUCCCUGAUCGCUUCCCAAAAAGGGCCGUACUUUUAACGCUUCCGUUCGAUCCUUCCGCCGUCGACAGGAGGCCGCCAUGGUGACCGCCUCCCGUCCCGCCGAUUCCUCUUCUAGUCGAUCCAAGAGAUUGGAGGGAGAACAGGGGAGGGAAGGGAUAGCUAACCUCCAAUGGAAAUUGUCCCAGAUGAAGAAGCAAGUCAAAGCGUCGAGAUUGGUUUACAUUAAAGAAAAGAUCGAGAGGAAUAGGAAGAAUUUACAAAUCCACACCUGUAAGCUCUUUGAUGUGGCUGCUGCCGCAGAGGCCGCCACGAGGAGCUCAUCGAGACAGUCGAAAGGGGAGAACAUGCUAUCGAGCAGGAUGGGAAACGCUCUAUGCACGUUGAGCGGAUGGGAUGUGUUGAAUGGGACGGGGGAGAAGGAGGUAUUGCACAUCCAAGAGGAGAUUCAACCUUCGGGGACCCUCGUGAUUGGAAAUAAUGGCGGUAACAAGAGUGUACUGCGCCUCUUGAAGCUUCCCUUUGUUGAGAAGAUUCCACCAUACACCACCUGGAUAUUCUUAGACAAAAACCAAAGGAUGGCUGAAGAUCAGUCUGUGGUUGGAAGAAGACGGAUUUAUUAUGAUUCAGUUGGCAACGAAGCACUUGUCUGUAGUGAUACUGAUGAGGAGAUCCAAGAACCAGAGGAAGAAAAACAUGAGUUUUCUGAAGGAGAAGAUCAAAUUUUGUGGAAGGCCAUUCAUGAGCAUGGAACGAAUCAGGAAGUCCUGAAUAUUGUUCGUCAGUUUAUUGAUGGAACUCAAGAUGAAAUUGAGGAUAGGUAUGAACUGCUUCUGGCAAAGCAUAACAAAGAACACAAAAGUGAGUUAAAAAUUUCUGAUGAGAAAGUUUCAGAGGAGAGAUCAUUUGUUGAUAAGACUCUCAAUGAAGCUUUAGAUUCUUUUGAUAACCUUUUCUGUCGCCGUUGUUUGAUCUUUGACUGUCGACUUCAUGGCUGCUCUCAGAAUCUAAUCAUCCCUAGUGAAAAACAGUGUACCGGUCUUGAUCUUGAGGAGAAUAGGAAACCUUGUGGUGAUCAAUGCUAUCUUAGGAGAAAAGGAGACAGUCAAGCUCAAACCAGUCCAGUUCUAGGUAUCAAACCUACACAUGAUAUAGAAACUAAAGCAAUGGCAGAGAGAUUUGAUACAUUGUUACCAUCUGAAUCUGAAGACUCAAACCCUGAUGAGAGUAUAAAACUACUUGCUUCUGAAAAGAUUACUGAUGCCAAGAGGACUUUCACUUCUUCAGAGACUUCUGAUGGAAGCAAUAGACAAAAUGAUGAUGACACUGAUGACAUAGAAACAUCAUCAGAAGUUCCUUUGAGAAAUCUAUGCAAGCGCAAGACGUCAAAGGAUGGAAAGAGCUUACUUGGAGAACAACUGGCCAGUGAGGAAAUUUUUAUUGGCUCUAAUAAGAAAAGGAAGAAACCAUCUUGUUCAGUGGUUGGUUUGAUCAAUGAAGUUAACUCACAAGACAGACAUCCCAAUUCUGCAUCUGGUAGUAAAAGUCCAGAUUUUGAAACAUCUUCUCAUGGUCAGAAUCAGGAGAAGGUUCUGGAUGAAUCUGUUGGACAUCAUACUAGGAAAGAUGUUCAUGCUGGUAACAUCAGCAAUACCAUAGAAGAGAUUGCAAAAGGUACUGAUAGAGUGACAACAAUAAAGGCAUCUUCUAGCAGAAACCCUCCUGGUUGGAGUACAAUGGAGAAGGAUCUAUACUUAAAGGGAAUUGAGAUAUUUGGAGAAAACUGUUGUCUCAUAGCAAGAAACCUACUUUCUGGGCUAAAGACAUGCAUGGAAGUUGCAUGCUAUAUGGCUAGCUAUGGAACUUCAUUAACAAGCAGACCCAUGUUGGCAAAUUCAUACUUUGAUGAUGGGAAAGCAGAUCUGGAACAUAUGGAACAAGAGAUGCCCACUAGAACACGAAUGCUGCGUAGAAGGGGGAAGGCCCGAAAGCUUAAAUAUACUUGGAAAUCUGCUGGAUAUCCUUAUAUUCGUAAAAGAAUUGCUGAUGGUAAACAACAAUCAUGUAAGCAGUAUACGCCAUGUGGCUGUCAACAGAUGUGUGGAAAACUAUGCCCAUGUAUGCACAAUGGAACUUGCUGUGAGAAGUAUUGUGGGUGCUCCAAGGGUUGCAAAAAUCGCUUCCGAGGAUGUCAUUGUGCUAAGAGUCAGUGCAGAAGCCGUCAAUGUCCGUGCUUCGCAGCAGGUCGGGAGUGUGAUCCUGAUGUCUGUAGGAAUUGUUGGGUUAGCUGUGGAGAUGGAUCAUUGGGUGAGCCACCAGCUCGUGGUGAUGGUUAUCAGUGUGGCAACAUGAAACUCCUACUGAAGCAACAGGAAAGAAUCUUGUUAGCAAGGUCUGAUGUUGCAGGAUGGGGAGCAUUUAUUAGGAACCCAGUUAACAAGAACGAUUAUCUUGGUGAAUAUACUGGUGAAUUGAUCUCCCACCGAGAAGCAGAUAAACGUGGAAAGAUUUAUGACCGUGCAAACUCAUCUUUUCUUUUUGACUUGAAUGAUCAGUUUGUGUUGGAUGCUUAUCGGAAGGGUGAUAAGCUGAAGUUUGCUAACCAUUCAUCAAAUCCGAAUUGCUACGCCAAGGUUAUGCUGGUAGCUGGUGACCACAGAGUGGGCAUUUUUGCCAAAGAACACAUCGAAGCUGGUGAAGAGCUCUUUUAUGAUUAUCGCUAUGGACCUGACCAGGCACCUGCAUGGGCAAGAAAACCUGAAGGUUCAAAAAGAGAUGACUCGUCAGUUUCUCAUAGCCGCGCGCAUAAAGUGGCUUGAAAAUUUAGUUUUCAUUACAGAAAUUCUGUCUAUUAAUUGUGCCGAUUAAUUUCACAAUCUACCGUAGUUGAUUUUUGCGUGAAUAUAUUAAAUAUAUAGUAAAUAAAGUUUAACUA
Molecule: messenger RNA, 2949 nt
Organism: Zingiber officinale
Lineage: Eukaryota; Viridiplantae; Streptophyta; Magnoliopsida; Zingiberales; Zingiberaceae
Product: histone-lysine N-methyltransferase EZ3-like
Exons: 17
Coding region: 95-2833 (912 amino acids)
Biological process (GO): chromatin remodeling
Cellular component (GO): PcG protein complex
Molecular function (GO): histone methyltransferase activity; protein binding
Source: RefSeq, a predicted model, not a curated record